GAAAAAAAGCAGUGAAGCUGAAAGACACGGCCGAAAAUGUCCUCACGUGGCUGGCAAAGUUCAAAGAAGUAGGAGACAUCGCUGCAAAUGCUGACCCAGUGCAUGCGGGACUGCCAUGGGCUGGGAUCAGAUUAUUGCUUCAGGCAACUCUUUCGGAACGAGAGCAAAUGGAGGCUCUACUUCGAGGGCUUGAUAGAAUCACGUAUAUCCUUUUGCGGUGCCAACUUUACGAGGCCUUUCUACUACACGAAAAUAGAGCUACCCAUAACUUGCAACUGGCACUGAUUGAUAUGUAUGCUCUCAUCCUGAGUUUCUUGGCCAAGGCAACGCGAGUCUAUGAAAGGAAUCAUGCCCAAAGGGCAUUGGCUGCGUUCUGGACAACCAGCGACAUACUUCAUUUUGAAAGGGAGUGUCAGGACCUUGAAAGACGAGCUGAGUCUGAGGCGCAAAACUGUGAGAGAUAUCUCAAUGCUGCUGAACGUGUAAAAGCUUCCAAAGCUCGCGAGUAUCUAUCUCAACUGCCUAAAAUGGAGAACCUGCAAGGUUUAAUCACACAGGUCGAUGAUAUCUGGAGUACAUUACAGAAGCAGGAGACGAAUGAGAUCCUUCAAUGGCUCUCGAAAAUCCCAUAUCAAGAUCAUCACAAAACAGCUUGCGAGGGACGCACCGCGGGGACUGGUGAAUGGAUUUUUGAAAACGAGUCCUAUUCAUUAUGGCAAAGGUCUUGUCAAUCAGAGAUAUUCUGGCUCCAUGGAAUCCCCGGUGCUGGCAAAACAAAGCUCACCUCCAGGGUUGUCGAUCGAUGGCUGAAGACUCAAACGCAUGAUAAUGCUGUCGCUUACUUUUAUUGCAAUUAUAAGCAAGAAUCUCGACGGGAUCCCCAAAAAAUACUACAGAGCCUGGUAAAACAAAUAGCUAAAUGUCCACAAAGAGACUCCAUCCAUCAGAAUACUGUUGAUGUUUAUCGAAGAAACCAGAAUAUAGGUGGUGGCUCAGCGGAGCUUAGCUUUGCAGAAAGCGAGGACAUGCUGUGUGAGCUAGCACAAGGAUACUCUCAAGUGACUUUAAUCCUUGAUGCAUUAGACGAAUGCGAUCAAUCGCUUCGAGGAAAGCUAAUCAAAGCAUUCGAUCUUUUAAUUACGCGAUGUGACAGGAAUAUAAAGGUGUUCAUUUCUAGCCGGCGCGACGAUGAUAUCAAGCGGCGGCUUGAAAAUAGGGUGAAUAUUGGUCUCGAGGUUACCAAUAAUACGGACGAUAUCAACAAGUUUGUUCUACAACGGAUUGAAGAUGGACAAGAUGAUCGUCGUAAGCCAAUAUGCAACGCACUGAAAGAUGAAAUCGUUAUGACUCUUGGAGAGAAGAGUCAAGGAAUGUUCCAAUGGGCUGCUUUACAGAUUGAGCAGAUUCUUUGCCUUGGCCUUGAACGUGACAUCCGGCUUCGCCUGGGUCGACUUCCACAUGAUCUUAAGACAGCAUAUGACGAAAUACUGGACAGGAUAAAAAGCUCGACAGGAAGUACGCCAAUUAUUUCUAUGAGGGCCUUCCAAUGGGUCUUAUUCUCCUACAAACCUCUAUCCCCAGAGGCUCUGGUUACACUUAUCAGCAAGGAUUCUCUGAAUGAUGAAAGCGAGCUUUCUGACUUGGACAUCUACUUCGUCCUUGAUGCCUGUGAUAAUCUUCUGCUUGUUGAUGAAGAAGCCAAUAUCUGCCGAUUCUCACACUUUUCAGUCCAGGAAUAUCUGCAAGAUCACCAUUACAGUCCGAAAGAACCAAACAGGAUUGAAUAUGCACAAGCGGAGCUUGCUUCUAUGGCGAUCAGAUGCAUCCUUCAAACCAAUGAAGGACAAAUCUGCGGUGAAAUGCUUAAGCCCAUACCCGGAAUGAGAUAUGCAGCAGCGUAUUGGUACCGCCAUGCCCGAGUAGCUUUAAAUGCAGGCCCGCACCAGCAAUUGCAGGUUUUGAUCGAUCAACUUUUCAGCAGCUGCUACACCAGGGCGUACACAAAUUGGCUGGAUGUCUGGAAUCCUGACUCCUCAAUGCGAGUUCAAGGAACAAGGGAAUUCCCCAGGCCAUUGUACUAUGCGUCCUUACUUGGAUUUCAGGCCUCCGUGGAAAAAAAUGCUUGGAGAGGGUGCGGUUGUUCGUCAAGAAGGAAGGUUUGGGAAUGCAUUUGUGGCGUCAGCAAUUCGCUCUCACUCCAAUAUUGCAAAAUUACUAUUGGAUACGCAACCUAAAGUCGAUGCGGGCGAUUUUUACCGGAUCAUGCGAAAGAUCAAAGGUAAAGUGGACAGCACACUCGCCGUUCUACUGGAAUCAGGGGCUCUAUUUGACUCAAUAGUCGGCCCUGAAGAACACAAAAAAGUGAUAAACAAAAUGUAUAUCA
Messenger RNA from Aspergillus wentii DTO 134E9, 2383 nucleotides. RefSeq lists its product as uncharacterized. The transcript has 4 exons. The record is from RefSeq and is a predicted model, not a curated record. NCBI's taxonomy places the organism in Eukaryota, Fungi, Ascomycota, Eurotiomycetes, Eurotiales, Aspergillaceae. Bases 168 to 2234 code for a protein of 688 amino acids.